CUAUUUAAAGACUACCAGUGAAGUCCGAACUCACUCACCGAUCCAAUCAAUCAGCUCCGGAGGAGAGAAAGUGAAAAAGAAAGCAAUAUGUCUGAGUCUGCUGCAACUGCAACUGCAACUGCAUCUGCAGAGAAGAAGUUGUGGCCGGAGUUGGUGGGCGAAGAUGGAGAGAGCGCGAAGAAGACGAUCGAAAGCGAGAAUCCUAAUCUGAAAGUCACGGUGGGGCGGGAUGGAUCUCCGAUGACUUUGGACUACAGGACCAAUAGGGUCCGGAUUUGGGUCGAUGAAAAGGGGCUGGUUGUGUAUACUCCUACAAUUGGCUAGACCCUUUAAUCUCUGCGUAUGAAUAACGAUGGAGUCAUUAAUAAUAACUGCAAUGAUUAAUAAUGUAAUUGCUCUAAUCAUUGUCAUGUUGGUGCCUUAAUUGGAUUCAUCAAGAGUAAGCAUGUCAAUGAGGAAAACAGUAUUGGAUUGAA
Hibiscus syriacus is the source of this 476-nucleotide messenger RNA. Its product is annotated as glu S.griseus protease inhibitor-like. Gene Ontology annotation, biological process: response to wounding. Gene Ontology annotation, molecular function: serine-type endopeptidase inhibitor activity. Bases 88 to 324 code for a protein of 78 amino acids. NCBI's taxonomy places the organism in Eukaryota, Viridiplantae, Streptophyta, Magnoliopsida, Malvales, Malvaceae. The transcript has 2 exons. The record is from RefSeq and is a predicted model, not a curated record.